Messenger RNA from Monomorium pharaonis (pharaoh ant), 8570 nucleotides. Its product is annotated as small subunit processome component 20 homolog. The record is from RefSeq and is a predicted model, not a curated record. The coding region runs from base 135 to 8438 and encodes 2767 amino acids. The transcript is spliced from 8 exons. Gene Ontology annotation, cellular component: small-subunit processome; 90S preribosome; nucleolus. NCBI's taxonomy places the organism in Eukaryota, Metazoa, Arthropoda, Insecta, Hymenoptera, Formicidae.
CACGUGGACGUGGGACUGACUCAGUCGCGUUUAGUUUAUAUUGGUUUAUAUUUGGUUUCUUUAGAGUGUUCUCAAUGUAAAUAAAGCGAACGAUAUGUUUAUCCAAAUAAUGUAUGUCGUAGCAAUCUAUUAACAUGAAGAACAAGCCAAAUCGUCACAAGGAGACGAACGUCUUCCGGUUCAAGCCAUUUUUCGAGAGAUUGACGGAAAUCGACGUCGACGUCUUUCACCGUGUGGCGCAUAGGAACGAGGACGAUGCCGAGGAGGUCGAGACAUAUUUUCACGAGACGCUGCAAAAAUGGAACUUUCUCAACCUGACAGAGGGCUACACUGCCUUCAGGCGUCAAGUGCAGGACAUCGUCACAUUACCACAAUUGCUUCACAGGAAGCAGCAUGUAAUCGACACGCUUAUGUUAUAUCUGAGGAAGCAAGAUCCCUUGUUCCUACAGCCAAUUCUGGAGUUGGUAGUAGCUGUAGCUAGAGAUCUUCAGAAAGAGUUUUAUGAUUAUUUCCCAGAAUUUCUAUCAGAAAUAAUUUGCCUGCUGCAAACAAAAGAUGUCGAGCAGAUAGAGUAUUUGUUCACUACUCUGGCGUAUCUGUUUAAAUUCCUUUGGAGAUAUCUGACAAGAAAUAUAAGCACUGUGAUACCACUAUUGCUACCAUUGCUGGCUGAUACACAACCAGUCUACAUAAACAGGUUUGCCGCUGAAAGUUUUGCGUUUGUAGGUCGCAAGAUCAAGGAUAAAGACGCCUUUCUGAAAUUGGUGCUACGUAUUCUAAAAGAUAGAAAUAAAAACACUAAGGAAAAUGGAGUACCAGGUUUUGGAAAGUUGUUGUUUGAGAUUGUGUCUGGUACUCCAGGACAGUUCCAUUCCUGCAGCGAGCAGAUGUUACUGCUUUAUUUCAACGCUUUGCAGGACGAGUCCAACGAUCAAGAGCUCAUGUAUGACUUACUGCGAGAAAUCGUAACGUGCAUACUGCAAAACAUACAUUCACAAAAAUGCAACAUCAUGUGGAACAUUAUACUAAAAGUAAUAGAUGCGUUUAUUGAAAAGUCGAAGCAAUCACUAGAAUCAUAUGAGAAAAAACACGCUUUAAUCCUAUUCCUGCGUCUCAUACAUAUUAUUAUCAGCUAUAAAAAUGGAAGGUUCUUAACCGAUGCUGUAUCUUUGACGCGAAGAUUUAUUAUCAUGAUGGACACGUGGAAUGAAGACAAUGAUACCUUGCAAGAAAUUAUCAAUGUAUCUGUGGCCGUUCUCCUAGCAUCGAACAUCAAGUUAAUGCAGGAGAACUCGAGUCAACUAUUGCUGAAAAUUAUGACGGUAAACGAUAUCGAUUUGUUGUAUUCCGCUGUUGAAAAUUUAAUAUCUUAUUCUUCGUUCGAAGUUUUGGUGUUGCCACACGUGUUGCGGCGCAGCAUAUCUAUCGGUUUCGACGAUAAAGCGUUGGUUUUGCUUGCUAAAAUAAUUCUCGCAAAAGCAUCACCUUGCCUCAGUGGUAUAACUUUAGAUAAAUGGAGAAAAUACAUUUUAGAUAUACGGAAUAUCGGACCUAAAAAUAUCGAUUAUCUUUUAUCGGAAUUGAAAACAUUGUCUAUCGAUACUGUUUCGCUAAACGCAUUGAGAAUUUUGAUUAUUUUACCACACCUGAAGCCGUUGCGCGACGAAUUUAAGAAUACGUUGAAAGAUGGCUUGUUGUUUUUAUAUAAAAAGAUAUUAGAAUGUAAUGCAGAAGAUACUGUGGAUGUUAAUAAAACCGCUUUCAUGUUUUUAUUAACAUUGGAAUCGCUAAUACACGUAUCAGAGCCAAGUGAUCUCCAUGAACUUUUAGUAAAAUCUGACAUAAGAAUAGUUGAUCUCGUUGAAAAGCACCACGAUAACAAAUAUAUUUUAAACGCGAUAGAUCUCUGCUUAACGUACUUCGCUGCGUCGCAGCAUCACACGGACUACAUAAAUUCAGCAUCGUUUGACAAAUUGAACGAUAACAUUGUAAAAAAAUUUAGUUCACCUUACGGUAACGUUCGAUUGAUCGUGGCGCAUUUGUACUCCUCGUUUUCUGACGUGAAAGAUCUGAAGAGACUCUCGAUGGAAAUUGGUGAUGGAAAAAACGCCAUGGAGCUUGUAUAUCUGGCAGAAUCUGAGCCUGCAACGAUACAAAACUAUCGCAGCAAAUUACUGCACUUGCAAGCUCUAGGAUUUCAGAGUCACGCGGUAGCUACUUUAGAUCCAAAGUAUUACGAAUUUCCUUUACGAUGUCUAAUUGGCAAUUUGUACGUCAAUUUUUCGUUGCUCUGGCAGCCUGUGACCGUGGUCAUAGCCAGUUACGGCAGCAAGGAAUGCCCACAGUUCUGGCCAAUGUUUCUCGCUGAGUUAACGUCUAACGAUAUGUCGGAGACUGAACGAAAAUCAUCGUUCGAUUGUCAAGUAGUUUCGUCGUUGGAAAUAUUAGUAGAGAGACACGAUGACAAACCUGACUUCGAGAAUCACAAGAUUCUUCUCUGGAAGUGUAUGACGCAUUUUUCACAUUACGCCGAAAUGAAAAAUAGAGAUCUAACUGGAUUGUUUAUCGAUUUCGUAAAUGCCAAUUUUUUCCGAUCUAACUCCGACGAAGGCAAAUAUUGCAGCGUAAAAAAACGUAAAGAAUUAAUCGACGCUAACAACGAUACGGACAACGAGAACGAGAACGAGUACGACGAGGAGGAGCGUGACGGGAGUAACGUAAAAGCCGUGCAAGCGGACGCAAUAAAAAGAAAUUACAAGGUGAAACUUUUGCUCGCACAAAUGGAAAUAUUUGACAAGGUGCAGAAUCCGAGAAUGAUGCACAGAGAAGCGGAGAUGCAUCAGAUCUAUCUGGACUUGAUUUCGUCGAGAAAUGCCGACAUACAGAGAGCCGCUCUGAAUUGUCUCUUCGCGUACAAGUUCAAGUAUCUCUUGCCGUACAAAGAGUCUCUGUAUAAUCUGAUAGACGAGAAGAAUUUGAAAAACGAGCUUGCGCGCUUCAAACUAGAUCGUGAAAGUAAUAUGAUAGAGGAGGAGCAUCGCGAAAAUCUCAUGCCGAUCAUAAUGAGAAUCAUUUACGCCAAAAUGAUCACGAAGACCGGCAUGAGGACCGGUGGGAAAGGUGGCGGACUCGUACGUAGAAAGAUCAUCCUGCGUUUUCUGGGUGGUGCGCAGGAAGACGAGAUGAUCGUGUUCGUCAAAAUGGCAUUUAGACCGUUCAAGUCAUACGUGUCGCUGGAGGUGGACGAAGCGUUCGACCUAAACAAGUACGCGAAGAACAUCGUCGACAUCGUCGAUCUGAGUAACGUCAUGCCACCUAAACGUAUGCAGAGCGCCGUGAAUCUGCUGGCGAUAAUAAUUGAGCAAUUCGGUGGGAAAAUGUCGACGAAGUUACUACCGCGUUUACUCAGGAUACUGAUUUGCAUCCUGGCUGAGGUGGAUGGCAUUCUGCGCAGGUCGGGGGAGGUUUAUCCUGGAUAUCUGACGAUGAUUAAGAACGUGAGGACGAGCUGCGUUGGCAUUCUGGCUAGAUUCUUCACACACUUCGAGAACUACGACUGGAAGCGGCACGAGAUAGACGCGGUCUAUCAUGUCGCAAUAUUUCCCUCAUUACAAAAGCUGCCGAUUGAAGGUAUACACAGUCCCACGGCCUUGUUGAAGCUGUUUAUGGCAUGGAGCCAGAACUCGCGGUACUACCCGUUGUUCGCGAAGUAUCAGGAGGACAAUGUGUUGAUCACUCCUCUCCCUUACAUUAUGCAACUUCUGUCGAAUCCUAGGACGCAUCAAUCCGUCAUCAAUGCCAUUCUGGGGAUGAUCGAAAAGAUGCUGACGCUGCAGGACUACGGGAGAUCCAACGAGAAUGCGAUGCAGGUGGACGCGCCGUUCUUACCGUUAACACCGAUACUCAGCAAUGUGUUCGAGAUGGAGGAGAAGAUACUUUCGAGCGGAAUUAACUAUGGCUCCGCUAUACUUCUGCCGCACGUUCCUCGCGUUCUGGAGUUUAUCAAGGACAGACUUAAAAGGUCCAAUAAGAACAUAAACAAGACCGAAUUGAUCAUACUGUCGCGAAUCUCCGAAUUCGUCACGGAUGACGAGACAUGCGACAUGGUGCUGAAGCUGAUAAUACCCGUAUUACUAAAAAAGGCUACGUGUGGCGGUAACGAGGAGACUGUUAUAGAACUGCUGACGACCGUUACGAAUCUCAUAAAAAUUGUAAGUAAGCCGGAGAUUCACCUGCGCUCCGUCGCACCGCUGAUCGGUUUCGUGUCGGAUGUGCCCGCCCGCAAGACUCUUUUGCGCCUGUAUCGUAUCAUCGCCGAGAGAUCCGCGAAGGAGCAUCGUGAGGCAAUGAUCCAGGACUGCGACCUUUUGGCCAUGCUUAACGCGUGGGAUCACAGAUGGGUCGACCAACCGGAUUUCCAGAAGAGAUUGGACGCUUUCAAUCUAAUCAACGACAUGACCGAAAGAAAUGCGAUCACGUUAGAAUUCGGUGCAACUGUGAUACACAACUGUUUUUACUUUUUGAAAACCGAAUCGGAUUUAGCGAUGAGAGACUGCUCCGGCCAAUGUCUGAAACUCGUCGGGGCAAAACUGGCAAGAGAGCAUCAGAGUAAUAUUCUGAACAGGCGUUACCUGAUGGACGAUACUAUCUUAACGCUCACAAGAAAAGGCAUUACGAGCAAGAACGAAGCCGUCCGCCUUCAGUCAAUAGCGUUUCUGGGAUAUAUGGCUUUGGAAUGCGCGGACGUGCAUCCCGUUUUACGAGACUUAUCCUUGCUUACCAAUCGAGCCGAUCCUGAGGUCGACUUUUUUGAGAACAUGCAACAUCUGCAGCUGUAUAGGCGAGCACGUGCCUUGCUGAAGUUCUGCACGCUCGCCAAGACGUUGCAGAAGCCGUUUAAUCCUAAAACAUUGACACAGUUUAUUCUUCCCCUCUGCUCAUCGUAUUUGUGCAACGAGGCUUUCAUUCACAAGAACAGCCUCAUUGAUGCUGCUAUCGAGACUGUCGGAGUGGUGUGCAGGUUGUUACCGUGGCAUCAUUAUGAGAUCAUAUUGAAGCAUUAUUUAGGCAAACUGAGGAGCUCCACGGAAUUUCAGAAGCAGGUCGUUAGAAUAGUUGUAAUGAUAUUAGACUCUUUUCAUUACGAUCUCUCAAAGUACAAGCCGGCAGAGAAAACAAUUGCGCAAACCGAAACCACUUUGACAGAAACAGAAAACAAGGCUGCUUUUGUUACCGAAAAGGAAGAAGCUAAUGAUGCGAUCGGUGAUGAUGAGAACCUUAAAAUCACGAAACAAGAAGAUGAAGAAAAAUUGGAAGAAGCAUUAAAUGAUGAAAACAUUGAAAAUGUUGAAGAGAUAAUAGAAAAGGAAGAUAGAGAAGUGAUGAAGGAGGAGUUAUCGAUAAUGGAAAGACAAACACUACUUUCUCAAUAUGGUGCGAAGAAAGUGAUAUUCAGUAUAUCGAACGACUUGUUGCCUCAACUGCAUCGAUCCAUCGUAGCGAGAACUCGGCAGGAGAGCAGUCAUAAAAUCAACAAGAAGAAAAUCGCCUCCGAGACGGAAGAGGACGAUUUGUUGAGAGUUCCUAUUGCUCUUGCUCUUGUAAAGUUAUUGCAGAAAAUGCCCGAAAAUCUUCUAGACGCAAACCUGCCGGGAAUUUUUAUGAAACUGUGUACGUUCCUGAAAUCACGUAUGGAAUCAGUUCGACGUGCGACUCGCGAGACACUGCAGAAAAUUAUGAUAACUUUAGGACCGAAGUAUCUUCAUCAUCUUUUGAAAGAACUAAAUACACUGUUAACAAAAGGCUUCCAAGUACAUGUUCUCGCGUAUACAGUACAGGCUGUAUUAGUCGCAUUGAAGCCUUAUUUCCAGAAAUUUGAUAUCAAUAAUAAUUUACAAAGCAUUCUGUCUGUGUGCAAAGUGGAUCUGUUUGGAUUAACUGCGGAAGAAAAGGAGGUAGCUGGUAUUGUUAAAAACGUGUCAGAGGCAAAAAGUACUAAGAGUUUUGAUAUCUUCCACAUCUUGGCGGAGUUUAUAACAGACUCUUGCUUAUUAGACUUAAUUCUGCCGUUAAAAGAAAUACUAAUGAAGACACACUCACAUAAAACGAUACAUAAGAUCGUGGAGUGCUUUCGAAACAUAACUUUAGGAUUGGCAGACAAUGCUUACAUACCAUUGGAACAAAUGCUCAUAUUUCUUUUUGGUAUUAUUUCGGAAAGCAUUCCAGGCCUCAUGCCGGAAAAAGAAAGUAAAACGCUCGCGGAAGAAGAAAGGAGAGGAGAAACGAAAGCUUCGAUACGACAAUCGAAUUAUUUCCUUAUACCAUCAGAACCUAAAAAUAGGAUGGGUAUUAAAGCUACUGCGAAAACUACCAAACAUGCCAACGUUCAUGUAAUAAUCGAAUUCGGUCUGAAACUAUAUCACAUAUUUCUGAAACGAGACAAAGUCUCCGGCACGGAAUACAAGCAUUAUCUGGAACCAUUUACAUCAGUUUUAAGUGAUUGUUUAAAGUCUCAGCAUGUUAAAUUGUGCACUGUAACGUUACAAUGUUUAAAUUGGAUGCUUAAGAUGGAUCUAGAUUCGAUGCACUCGUCGAUAUCAGAUAUAUGUUCUUCUAUGUUUAACAUUUUGCAUAAAUAUGCUGCUGCGGGAUUAAGUAAGGGAGAUAACUUCGAUCUCGUGAUGGCCACGUUCAAAUGCAUGUCCGUAAUCGUCCGUGACGUAAAAUAUUUCAGCAUCGAUGCCGAUCAGCUCAAGAUUCUUAUCUUAUACGCGGAGCAAGAUCUACACGAUAGCGAUAAGUAUGCCACGGCGUUUACCUUGCUCAAGGCCAUAAUACAUCGGAAAAUGAUUAUUCCCGAAAUGUAUACUGUCAUGGAAAAAGUAGCAAUGCUGAGUAUCACCUCGGAGCUGGAGCACGUUAAAUUGCAAUCACGUUCUGUGUUCUACUCUUAUCUCAUGGGCUAUCCACUUGGCAAACAUUUGGACAAACACAUAUACUUUUAUCUCACUCAAUUGAGUUAUGAGAUGCAGCCGGGUCGAUUGAGCGCACUGGAAAUGAUCCACACCAUCGUCACGGGAUUUCCGUUGAAAACCUUAACCAGAAGAGCAGAAAUCAUAUUUCUAAUGACUGGUGCAAGAUUGAUAAACGAUGACGAUCCAACUUGCCGUAAACUGUGUGCAAAAUGUAUAAAAGAAAUGCUCACGCGAAUAUCCUUUAAUGAUAGAAAUAAGCUGUUUGAUAAGUGGCUUCCUGAAUGGCUAAAUGAUUCCAAAAUAAGAUACCGGACGUUAGCGGCACAGUUAUGCGGCAUAUUCGUGACUGUUGAGAAAAACGAUUUCGAUUUGCGACUACCUCAAAUUUUGCCAUUGUUGUUGAAGCAGUUUCACGCUAAAUUCUCUGAUUCUGAUAACGCGAAAUCCGAAAAGUCUAUAAAGUUAGAUAACGUAAAAUUUUCGGAGAAAGAUUCAAAGAAAGAAAGAACGAAAGACCAUCAUUUGAUUCAGGUGUUACAAUUGGUACUAAAAAUAGCACAUCACACAUCUAUUCUCACGAACGAAAAGUACAAAGAUUCUGUUGAUUCUUUUGCUGAAUAUAGUCAAUCUUUAUUGGCGCACCCGCAUUUGUGGGUCCGAUUAGCAGCAGCGCAAUUGAUUGGUUUUAUUUUGGCAGCUCUUGAUGUUGAUAAAAUCGUGGAACUUUUAAAUAAUCCAGAGAGCGAUCUUGUAUAUGCGGGUUACAUGUAUUCGAGACCCGUUCACACUUUAAAGAGUUUAAUUCUAGAUUUAGUGGCUCAACUUUAUCCGGAUAUGACAUUUGAGCAAUUAGCGGAUCAAGUUGUAAAGAAUCUAAUUUUUAUCGCAAAGAUAUUGAAAUCGGUCACAGGACCUGCAAAAAAUGACGAUCAAGAUGACGAAAAUAAAGCGAAAGACAAUAACAAUUUAUCUUUCCCUUGGCUCAUUAGAAGAUUGAGGAAAGCUGUUAAUAUAGAAAUAACGCAAGCUCCCAAGUCAACAUCAGUGAGAACUGCAAUGUUUAAGUUCAUUGCGGGUGUAGUAACUACAGUUCCUAUGGAGUAUCUAAACGUGAUACUUUUUAAUAUUAUGUCUCCAUUGGUUCGAGAGAUGUCUACAACAGAAGAAACAAACGCUGAAUUACGUCAGCUUGCCAAAGAAGUAGCUGCUAUGAUAAAAAAAUCUAUAGGAAAUGAAGACUAUGUCAAAUUAUUAAAUCGAGUACAACAAAAGUUGAAUGUUAAGAAAGCGGAAAGGAAAAAAGCUCGCGCGCAACAGUUUGUGACAGAUCCAGAUCUGGCGGCUAAACGUAAACUUGCCAAACAACAAAAGAAGAAGGAGGCUAAAAAAAGAAAACUAGACACCAUAAAAGGAAGCAAAGGAGCAAAAAAACGUAAAAAGAAAACAGAAUUGGAUGAUUUGUAAUUAUAAUGUAAUAUAAUGUAGGUAAAAAGUUUUAUAAUUUAUGUACAUAUAUAUAUAUAUAUGUAUACAAUUUACAUAUGGAUAAUUUUCACUUGUAAAUGCAAGCAAAAUAUACAAUAUUACAUAAUUUAA